This is a messenger RNA of Brassica napus (rape), 1803 nucleotides long. RefSeq lists its product as uncharacterized. The record is from RefSeq and is a predicted model, not a curated record. Bases 1 to 1803 code for a protein of 600 amino acids. Lineage: Eukaryota; Viridiplantae; Streptophyta; Magnoliopsida; Brassicales; Brassicaceae. The transcript is spliced from 4 exons. Gene Ontology annotation, molecular function: catalytic activity.
AUGUGUACUCAUUUGGAUGUAGCUCGUAUAUUAGCAGAGGUUAACUUGCAUAACCCGUUAGUUGAGAGAAUUGUCUUCAAAGACAAGAACGGAGAUCAGUGUGAGAUUGAAGUAAACUAUACUUGGCUUCCGUCGCGUUGCGCUGUUUGUAAAGGAUGGGGGCAUAAGGGAUCAGACUGCAAGGCUGAUAAUGGAGAGGGACCACCGGUGGAACAGGCUCUGCCUCGCAUAGAGGUAAAGUCUCAUGAUGAUGGUGAGACAGACAAUGUUGAAAUUUUGCCACAGAUUAGGAUUGCUGAGCCAACAACUGAGACUUUUCCAGCUACAGUGGAGGGAAAUUGGUCACAGGUAUAUGGCAAUCAACACCUCAAUUCUGCAGAGAGUUCAGAGCUUAAUAAAGAUGAUGAAGUCAACAUAGUGGUCUCGCCUUCUAGAUUCAGCCCUCGUUUGGACUUGGAGCAGGAGGAUGGGGAAUUUGAACAAAAGGAUGAGGAUGAUAUGAACAAAGAGGAGGAUGAGAUCGAGGAGGGUGAAUUAGUUGAAAAGAGAGGAGUGCCUUCUAAAGUCUCGACCGUUAAAGGGAGGCGCCAAAAUGCAGGGACAACAAAAGAAAACUUCUGUAAGGAAGCUGUGACGAGUUUCUUUGCUUGGAAUAUGCGUGGAUUUAACAUGUCAUGUGAACAUAGAGCAGUGAGAAGUUGGAUUCAGGCUGAGAAACCAAUUUUUGGCUGUCUAGCAGAAACAAGAGUCCGAGAAGAGAAGUUAACGAAGUGUAUGGAAGCGGCUAUGCCUCACUGGCAAGUCUUGACGAAUUAUGAAUACCAUCGUCUAGGUAGAAUCUGGUUUUGCUGGUCAAAUGAGGUGGUGGUAACAAAAUUGCACAUGAGUGAUCAGAUCAUAACAUGUGCCAUUCAGAUACCAGAAUCAGGGGAUCAAUUCAUUUGCUCAGCUAUCUACGCCCACAAUACGUCUGUAGAGAGGAUACAGCUUUGGAGAGACCUGAGAGAAACUAAAGCAGCAUAUUCUAUUCUUAAUCUCCUGUGGAUUCUGGUAGGGGACUUUAAUGUGACUCUAUCCUCAACCGAGCACUCUCGCGCUUUGGAUUAUCGAAGUGAUCAAACGGGUAUGACGCACUUUCAAGAAGUUACAACCGACUGUGUGUUGCUGGAUCUACCUUAUAUUGGUGCUCUUUUUACGUGGUGGAAGAAAAGAGACGAGGACCCUAUUGGGAAGAAACUAGACAGGGCUCUUGUAAAUGGGGAAUGGCUGCAGAGAUAUCCUCAGUCUUUUGCUAAAUUUGAAGCAGGAGGGGUUUCAGAUCAUGCAAGAUGUAUGGUCAGGCUUUCAGGAGACCUUGAUGAAGAAAGCCAUUUCGGUUCUUUAACUAUCUGGAAAUUAAAACUGCUUAAGUUCAAUCUAAGAGCUCUGAACCGGACCAGAUAUGGUGAUUUACCGAACAGAACCAAGCAAACUUAUGAGGAGCUUUGUGCUUGUCAGAACAGAGUGCUCACUGACCCCAGCCCUCUAAAAUGUUCUCAAGAGUCUAAGGCUUCCGCUCGCUGGCAGAAGCUUGCAAGAAUAGAGGAGAAAUUUUGGUUACAGAAGUCGUGUAUAAGAUGGCUGCAGGCUGGAGAUCUGAAUACGGUUUUCUAUCAUCGUUUCGUUCAGACUUGGACUGCUAGAAACGCUAUUCAAAGCCUCACUACAGAGAUUGGAGAAUUCUUACUGCAUCUAUUGACAUUAAGAGAGCAGCGGUCUCACACUUCCAAAGAUUCUUACAAACGCAGGAUAUCACUGGACUAG